Coregonus sp. 'balchen' is the source of this 1137-nucleotide messenger RNA. The record is from the annotation of a GenBank genome assembly. NCBI's taxonomy places the organism in Eukaryota, Metazoa, Chordata, Actinopteri, Salmoniformes, Salmonidae.
AUGAUUAAAAAAAUAUCUCAUCAGACAGAAAUUCUCAGCAGCUUUCUGUUUACCCCAGCACAGCUUUCUGUUUACCCCAGCACAGCUUUCUGUUUACCCCAGCACAGCUUUCUGUUUACCCCACCACAGCUUUCUGUUUACCCCACCACAGCUUUCGGUUUACCCCACCACAGCUUUCUGUUUACCCCACCACAGCUUUCUGUUUACCCCAGCACAGCUUUCUGUUUACCCCAGCACAGCUUUCUGUUUACCCCCAGCACAGCUUUCUGUUUACCCCACCACAGCUUUCUGUUUACCCCACCACAGCUUUCUGUUUACCCCAGCACAGCUUUCUGUUUACCCCAGCACAGCUUUCUGUUUACCCCACCACAGCUUUCUGUUUACCCCAGCACAGCUUUCUGUUUACCCCACCACAGCUUUCUGUUUACCCCACCACAGCUUUCUGUUUACCCCACCACAGCUUUCUGUUUACCCCACCACAGCUUUCUGUUUACCCCACCACAGCUUUCUGUUUACCCCAGCACAGCUUUCUGUUUACUCCACCACAGCUUUCUGUUUACCCCACCACAGCUUUCUGUUUACCCCACCACAGCUUUCUGUUUACCCCACCACAGCUUUCUGUUUACCCCACCACAGCUUUCUGUUUACCCCACCACAGCUUUCUGUUUACCCCACCACAGCUUUCUGUUUACCCCAGCACAGCUUUCUGUUUACCCCAGCACAGCUUUCUGUUUACCCCACCACAGCUUUCUGUUUACUCCACCACAGCUUUCUGUUUACCCCACCACAGCUUUCUGUUUACCCCAGCACAGCUUUCUGUUUACCCCAGCACAGCUUUCUGUUUACCCCAGCACAGCUUUCUGUUUACCCCACCACAGCUUUCUGUUUACACCACCACAGCUUUCUGUUUACUCCACCACAGCUUUCUGUUUACCCCACCACAGCUUUCUGUUUACCCCAGCACAGCUUUCUGUUUACCCCAGCACAGCUUUUAUUGUUGCAGGUUUUGAUGGACAUGGGCAGAUAGCCGUAGCCGUGGCGCAGAGGGCCCCUUUGGCCCACCUUAUGAGCGAGAUGAUUGAAUGUGAGUGUGGAGGGAUGGGGCAGAGGGGACAGGCUGUAGCGCCUCACCCGUAA